CUUUGAUUCCUGGAGAGCAUUACACGUUAAGUCCCAUCCCAGGCCUCCAGUCACGGCAACCACACGACUCAUUUCCCCUGGAACUGAGGCUACUUACCUGGGCUCCCCACGGAGGGAGAUGAUGCAGGGAGGGGAAUCCCACCUGCUGUGAGUCACCUGCUAGUAUAAAGGGCGGGUCUUACAAUGCAGGGAGCUUAAAAAGAGACUCAGAGACAAGGGGAGAAAAUCUACAGAAAGCAGCUCAGAAACUUGGUGAACGACAGAGGGAACCAAACCAGAGACGCACAGAACAAAGAGAAUCAGGCUCAGAGCAAGGGGAAGUGGACAGAGAUUCCACAGGGACUGCAAGGCACAGAGCCAGCCAGAUCUGAGAAGCAGGCAACGAGAUGCUGGGGAGCAGAGCUGUGCUGCUGCUGCUGCUGCCCUGGAUUGCUCGGGGCCGGGCUGCGCCUCAGGGCAGCAGCCCUGCUUGGGUUCGGGGCCAGCAGCUCUCACAGCAGCUCUGCAUGCUGGCCUGGAGUGCACAUCAACCAAUGGGACAUGUGGAUCUACCAAGAGAGGAAGAUGAUGAGACUACAAAUCAUGUCCCCCAUAUCCAGUGUGAGGAUGGCUGUGAUCCACAAGGACUCAGGGACAACAGUCAGUCCUGCUUGCAAAGGAUCCACCAAGGCUUGGUUUUUUACGAGAAGCUGCUGGGCUCAGAUAUUUUCACAGGGGAGCCUUCGCUACUCCCCGAUGGCCCUGUGGGCCAGCUUCAUGCCUCCCUACUGGGCCUCAGGGAACUCUUGCAGCCCGAGGGUCACCACUGGGAGAUUGAGCAGACUCCAAGCCCCAGUCCCAGCCAGCCGUGGCAGCGCCUCCUUCUCCGCCUCAAGAUCCUUCGCAGCCUCCAGGCCUUUGUGGCUGUAGCUGCCAGGGUCUUUGCCCAUGGAGCAGCAACUCUGAGCCCCUAAGCCAGCAGCUUAAGGAUGGCACCCAGACCUCCACGGCUCAGCAAUGCUAAGAUGAAUUUAUCAGCCUAGACACCUGUGAGCCAACAAGUUAAUCAGUCCAUUAAUUUUAACAGGACUUGCUCUGUUGAAAAAUUACCAAAACUGACUUAUGAUGCUGACCUAGAACAGGGUGAAUAUUUAUUACAUGGGAAGGGAAAUUUUGGGAUUAUUUAUCGUCAUGGCAGCAGUUUGGGGAGGAGGAUUAUUUAUUAUAUUUAUACUGAAUUAUGCACUUUUUUCAAUAAAGACUUAUUUAUGUGGAUAUCUAAGUCUAAUUUCUAGGCUUGUUAGUAAAAAGAAACAGAACGGAAAAACAGGGCCAAAGGACUACAAAAUGCAUCCUUCUACUCUGCAGGGCUACGGUGGAGAGGGAUCUUUCCUCAU
Molecule: messenger RNA, 1376 nt
Organism: Globicephala melas (long-finned pilot whale)
Lineage: Eukaryota; Metazoa; Chordata; Mammalia; Artiodactyla; Delphinidae
Gene: IL23A
Product: interleukin 23 subunit alpha
Biological process (GO): immune response; positive regulation of T cell proliferation; positive regulation of T-helper 17 cell lineage commitment
Cellular component (GO): extracellular region; interleukin-23 complex
Molecular function (GO): cytokine activity
Source: RefSeq, a predicted model, not a curated record